AUGUUGUAUGCAAAAGAUUUUGAAUAUUUUAAACCUAAAGCACUGCGAAAAUCAUAUCUGCAAACAUUUGAAAAUAACAAUGGAAAAAACAAAAAGUUUUUACGGCAACCUCGAAUACAAUCGGCAUCCAACGCAAUGGAAUCAAAAAAAGAAUCCAAUACGCUGUGUUCAAUUUUAAAACCUUAUGUGCGAGAAUAUUGUGAUACUUCAUCGUUGCAUGGUUUUCGAUAUUUAACCCAUCCGGAGUUGAAAUAUUAUGAAAAAAUAAUUUGGUUGCUGAUAAUAAUCGCAACAACUGUUGCCUGUUGUGUUGUUUACUUCGACUUGUCGGAAUUGUACUACAAUCAACGUAUUCAAACCACCGUGGAAGACUCAGUACAUCCCCUCUUCAUGAUUGCAUUUCCAUCGAUCGGUUUAUGUCUACCAUAUCGCAUCGAUUGGCAACGCUUACAAAAUGAAGCUGUUAAAGAAUUUCUGCCGUCAAAUGCAACCGCUGAAACCAUACAAACAUUUUAUGCAUUUUUUGACAUCUUAGGAAGUUUAAAAUUUUCAGAUCUUGAACGGCUUGGACCAUUGUUUAGUAACAAUUCCCAGGUUAAUCUCAGUCUCAUCGACCAUCUGAAUAUCAACAGCGUUAUGAGGUAUUUGACGUAUUCGUGUAACGAAGCAUUUGUCGGGCACUGUGUGUGGCGUAACAAACGUUACAAUUGCUGUGAUCUCUUUGCACUGGAGCGUACUGAGGUGGGCUUUUGUUUUGUCUUUAAUUCCAUGGUUAAUCCAGACGAUAAAGCCAAGGCGGAACGAAGCCCUUUCUAUCCCUAUCAUAAUUCCAAAGCUGGCGAAGGAACAGGACUGAAAGCCAGAAUGGUCAUUGAUGAGAGUAGAAUUCCACCUGAUGUCCGGGGUAUUUAUGUCAUGAUUAAAAAACCCGAUCAAUGGAAUGCCGAUGUGAAAUAUGCCAAUUAUAAUACAUAUACCAAAUUGGCCAUAUCCACUCAGAUAACUGAGACCAAUGACCGGAUUAAAGUAGUCAAACCCGAAGUCAGACGUUGUAUUUUUGAGGAUGAAUCCAAUUCUGAUGUGUACAUGAAAAUUCCCGGACUCAGAUAUUGGGUUGGCAAUUGCCGUACCCGCUGUCAUCAGCAAUAUGUUCUCAAGUAUUGUAAAUGCAAUUUAGAAUUAUUUUUUCCAAGAACCAAAGUUGAUAAUUUUACCAGGUGUAAACCAUCCGAUUUUAAGUGCAUUUACGAUCAUUCACAUAUUUUUGCGGAAGAACAACAUGCAUUCGAAAAACAAUUCAUUGAUGAUGUUGCUAACGACAGCAUGACAUGCAGCUGUUUCAAUAGCUGUAGGCAAAUUUUAUAUGAUGGAUUUUUCAGUCGAGCUGAACUGGAGGGAAUUGAUCCAGCGGAUAAAAAUAAAUAUGUACAGCUGGAUAUUUUCUCGCAAUCAUCAUACAUACUAAAAUAUCGCAAAUCAAUACGUUUCACAUUUGUUGAGUUAGUGGCAAACUUUGGCGGCAUCAUGGGUCUCUUUUUGGGUGCAUCUUUGUUGAGUGCCGUUGAACUUGUCUAUUACUUUACCAUUGGCCUGUAUGUUCGUCUGCACAAACAGAUUCGUGAACUGUUUGUGACACGCCACAAGAAACCGAAAGUUCAAAGAACUCGUAUCCAGCACAAAAAUGUGAAAACAUCAAAGAAAAGACAAAAUAGCCCAUACAAAUAUUGA
Molecule: messenger RNA, 1728 nt
Organism: Musca domestica (house fly)
Lineage: Eukaryota; Metazoa; Arthropoda; Insecta; Diptera; Muscidae
Product: pickpocket protein 19-like
Biological process (GO): sodium ion transmembrane transport
Cellular component (GO): membrane
Molecular function (GO): ligand-gated sodium channel activity
Source: RefSeq, a predicted model, not a curated record